UGCGGAUUUUAAAAUGAACCAAGGGACAUGUUUAUUGUGUUUUACUGUUACAAAAAUAUUUAAUAUUAAAUAUACUCACUUGCAAAAUGUGUACGAAGAAUUAUCAGGCAUUGAGAUACAAGCUGACCCUCACCCGCUGUGCUACAUUUGCUACACAAAGCUUCUUCAGAGCCAGCAACUGUUGAAGCAAAUACAAGAUAAUAGUAGAGCCAGUCAGCCUGAUGUGAGACCUUUAGUACACCUGUCCAUGGUAGCCAGUUACGCCUGGUCUCUGCCACAUCAUUCUGCAAACAUCCAGUUACAUCCAGUCACUGCUAAGGAAGAAACUAUGGAAGAAGAAAGCGCGGAAAGUCCAAGUCAUUACGAAGCCGAAAGUACUGGAGAAUCAGCGUACGAGCAUAUUCCCACGGAGCCGACACAAGAUGACACAAAACAUUAUGCUUCUAUAAAAGAAGAAUGUGCGGAAAGUCCAAGUCAUUACGAAGCCGAAAGUACUGGAGAGUCAGCGUACGAGCAUAUUCCCACGGAGCCGGCACAAGAUGACACAAAACAUUAUGCUUCUAUAAAAGAAGAAUGUGCGGAAAGUCCAAGUCAUUACGAAGCCGAAAGUACUGGACAACCAGCGUACGAGCAUAUCCCCACAAAGCCGACACAAGAUGACACAAAACAUUAUGAUUGUAAUGUCUGCAACAAAACAUUCAUUUCUACAAGACUUUUAAAAAUACACCACGAGCAAAUUCACCCUAAACUAAAACCUGACAAGUGUGAUGUUUGUAGUAAAUCGUUUUGUCAAAAAAGUAACUCAAGGGGUCAUAUACUAAUACAUGCCAAUGUAAAGCCUUAUAGUUGUGAUGUUUGUAGUGAGACAUUUAGGCACAAAUCUAACUUAAACAGACACAUACUAAUACAUGCCACUGAAAAGCCUUAUAGUUGUGAUGUUUGUAGUAAGACAUUUAGGCGGAAAGGUCACUUAAACAGUCACAUACUAAUACAUUCCAAUGAAAAGCCUUACAGUUGCGAUGUUUGUAGUAAGACAUUUAGGCGGAAAGGUCACUUAAACAGUCACAUACUAACACAUGGCACUGAAAAGCCUUAUAGUUGUGAUGCUUGUAGUAAGACAUUUAGGCGGAAAGGUCACUUAAACAGUCACAUACUAACACAUGGCACUGAAAAGCCUUAUAGUUGUGAUGUUUGUUGUAAGACAUUUAGCCAGAAAGGUGCCUUAAACAGUCACAUACUAAUACAUUCCAAUGAAAAGCCUUACAGUUGCGAUGUUUGUAGUAAGACAUUUAGGCAGAAAGGUACCUUAAACAGUCACAUACUAACACAUGGCACUGAAAAGCCUUAUAGUUGUGAUGUUUGUAGUAAGACAUUUAGGCGGAAAGAUAGCUUAAACAGUCACAUACUAAUACAUACCACUGAAAAACCUUAUAGUUGUGAUGAUUGUAGUAAGACAUUCAGGGAGAAAGAUGCCUUAAAAAGACACAUACUAAUGCAUUCCAAUGAAAAGCCUUAUAGUUGUGAUGUUUGUAGUAAGACAUUUAGGCGAAAAAGUAGCUUAAACUGUCACCUACUAAUACAUGGCACUGAAAAACCUUAUAGUUGUGAUGUUUGUAGUAAAUCGUUUUAUCAAAAAAGUACCUUAAAGGGUCAUAUACUUAUACAUGCCAAGGAAAAACCUUAUAGUUGUGAUGUUUGUAGUAAGACAUUCAGUCGGAAAGGUAACUUAAACAUUCACAUACUAAUACAUUCCAAUGAAAAGCCUUAUAGUUGUGAUGUUUGUAGCAAGUCGUUUCAUCAAAUAAAUACCUUAAACCGUCACAAACAAAUACAUGCCACCGAAAAGCCUUAUAGUUGUGAUGUCUGUAGUAAGACAUUUACGCAUAAACAUAAAUUAAACAGUCACAUACUAAUACAUGCCACUGAAAUGCCCUAUAGCUGUGAUGUUUGCAGUAAGUCGUUUCAUCGAAAAGGUGCUUUAGACAGUCACAUACUAAUACAUACCACUGAAAAGCCUUAUAGUUGUGAUGUUUGUAGUAAGACAUUUAGGCAGAAAUGUACCUUAAACAGACACAUACAAAUACAUACCACUAAAAAACGUUAUAGUAUUGAUGUUUCUAGUAAGACAUUUAGGCGAAACAGUAACUUAAACAGUCACCUACUACAUGCCACUGAAAAACCUUAUAGUUGUGAUGUUUGUAGUAAAUCGUUUCGUCAAAAAGGUACCUUAAAGAGUCAUAUACUAAUACACACCACUGAAAAGCCUUAUAGUUGUGAUGUUUGUAGUAAGACAUUUAGACAGAAAGGUCACUUAAACAGGCACAUACUAAUACAUUCAAAUGAAAAGCCUUAUAGUUGUGAUGUUUGUAGUAAGUCGUUUAAUGAAAAAAGUAACUUAAACAAGCACAUACUAACACAUGCCACUGAAAAGCCUUAGGGUGGGUUCACCAACUUACUUUAACUAUAGGGACCGUGCAGAAACUAUA
This is a messenger RNA of Aricia agestis (brown argus), 2486 nucleotides long. RefSeq names its product gastrula zinc finger protein XlCGF58.1-like. Gene Ontology annotation, molecular function: DNA-binding transcription factor activity, RNA polymerase II-specific; RNA polymerase II transcription regulatory region sequence-specific DNA binding. Gene Ontology annotation, biological process: regulation of transcription by RNA polymerase II. The record is from RefSeq and is a predicted model, not a curated record. Lineage: Eukaryota; Metazoa; Arthropoda; Insecta; Lepidoptera; Lycaenidae. Gene Ontology annotation, cellular component: nucleus. The transcript is spliced from 7 exons. The coding region runs from base 14 to 2437 and encodes 807 amino acids.